Molecule: messenger RNA, 6141 nt
Organism: Monomorium pharaonis (pharaoh ant)
Lineage: Eukaryota; Metazoa; Arthropoda; Insecta; Hymenoptera; Formicidae
Exons: 5
Coding region: 5326-6060 (244 amino acids)
Source: RefSeq, a predicted model, not a curated record
AAAAAAAUUCUCUUAAAUUAACUUUUUCGAAAUAUUAAUCGUAAAUAUUCGAAUUUGAUGUAUUAAAGAAAUUAAAUCUAAGAAAAAUCUUAGAAAUAUUAAACCUAAAGAUGAGCAAAGUAAAGUUUGAGAUUUUUCCAAUUCUAAGGUGGAUUCAAAGAACUGGACAUCAUCUAAAACUUUAAAUACCUUAAUCUACGGACUUCACAAAUUUAAAUAUCCGAAAAUUUGAGAAUCGCAGAAUGUAAAAAUCUAAAGACAAUUAAAGUUUAACACUCUUACCACCUAAGGAACUACAAAUUCAACUUUUCUGAAAGCCACAAAUUUAAAUAUUCAAGGAUCCACGAAUAUAUUCUAACUCCUGGUAGAGUAACUUUAUUAAUGAAAAACCAAGAAAACUUCCUAACAGUACAACAUGCUAUGCUCGGCUUAAUAUAUUCUUGCAACACGUAGACUCUAUAAGCUAGGCAUUAGUCGAAGAAUGGCGAAAUGGCGCGGACGUGGUGCCGUCCGAGUUUUGUAGGGAAGCUUUCUGAAGCUACAUCCGGAGGGAUCCCGGCAUUUUGUGCACCACUUUUCAACUCCAGUUGUACUUCAGAUACUUUUACAGAAAAGUCGAAGUUCCGCGAAUUUUUAUCGUACCGCUACAUAUUAUCAAAUCCUUUCUGAAUCAUAAUUUCUUUUUCAUGACAAGAUAUAUAAAGAGUUUAAGAAAAUAAAAGAGAUGUGUCUUAUUUACAAAUUUGAUAAUGAUUUGAUCUUCAAAUAAAAGAGUUUACCGCUUUUAAUUUUACAAAGAGAAAUAUAUGUAUAAUGUUAUUUGACGGUUUUAUUGAGUCCGUGUGAUACAUGCAUAGCUAUUACACAUUAAAGAUUUGUAUAUUUCGUUUAUCGUUGGAAAUUAUUAGAGAACAAAAUAUUUAAAACUCAUCCCUUUUUUUAUCUUUGUGUGUACAUGACGCGCAGUAAAUCGACAUUUGCGACCACUUGUUCGACUUUUUUACUUCACAUUUAACGAUAAAAGUCGCGCUUAUAAAGGUGAGGGAUGUAGAAAUAACGCUAUGAAGCGACGCAGGCGGAAAAUGUUGAAUUUCGGGGAUGGACGGUGUACACACGGUAUACGGCAAUCUAGAUUUGAAUAUGCAUGAGGAUCAAGGCGUAUGGCACACAGCUUGCGCCUUCGGUUUAUCGUGACUCGAGAUACGUUGCAAAGCCAUCUCGAUGACAAAACAAAUAGCAUAUCGAGGAUUAUAAAACUCGCAUUCAUAAUACGCGAAAUCCUCGAAAAAAUAUCUACGCUUUGUCUCGAAAAUAACAGGAGGCAAUUCUAUCAUCAUAGCGAUGUAACAUAUAUAGGCGGACGAUAAAUUUAGUGGAACACCAUGUAGCGAAAAAAUAAUGUUAGAAAUUUUCAAUAGGAAACCUUAAUUUCGACUAAUUUAAUUUAAUUCAAGAUUUCAUGUAAUAAGAUUUCUAACCAUAAUGAUUCAUUAUUUGCAAUAUGUAUUUUUUAGUUUCAGAAUUCUGGUGAAAGUUGUUUACUUCUGUCAAACAUUUUAUUAUUACUUUAACGUUACGCAUUUUUCGUGAGAAGCCCAUUUAGUUCGUUAAAUUUUAUAUUCUAUUGAAAAUGACCGUCCUAUAGUAUAUAAAAUGUUAAAAACUCGUUAGCUUUUUCAUUUUAUUAAGCUCGGUAAUAUUUUUACGGAACAUUUUUUGGUACCAUCUCAUUUUUUGUAGCAGAAAAUUGAACAUUCUAUUGAUAAAAGCUCUCGUAACUUCGCUACAACCGGGACACGUCAGUGAAACAAUUUUUCAUGCACGAAAGAACAAAGCUUUCUAAAAACCUGUUCAAAGUGUGUCUCUAUCAUAAAGAUGGAACGGGACAAUUAUUAUCAGUUGGUCCAUAAACACAUGCGAAAAUGCAUCGCAUACAUUAAUCGGAAGACCCAGCGACUCUUGCACUGUACAUAGCUACGUUUUACUUUCGGUCUCUGCGAUCCUCACAUGCAUCCCGGUAUUUUUGCGAAGUGUACUUUACGAGAAUGCGAGUAUCUUCUAUACGUGACGUCGCGUAAUACGCGCUAAACCUUCGCGCGCGCGUCCUGAAACUUUAUACGUGAUACGUGCGAAGCUUUAUUGUGAUUCAACGUUGCUCCUUCCGUUUCUGAAAUGCAGUUUUCAAAGUACAGCUAUUUAAAUACGAUAGUUUGGAUUACAGACAUGCACGUGUAUUUAUAUAUGUCUCUGUUAAAUUCGGACUUCACAUACUCAUAUGUAUUCAUAUGUAAAUUCCGAGCUAUCAACUUUUAAGUCUCAACUGUCGACUGUUAAUUCUGAAUCUUCAACAGACAUUUCUCAGUUUAUGCUGCAUCGUCGUACACAAACAAUACAAACAGUAGUGACAACGAUGGAAAAUUCACAUUUUUCUUUUUACUUGCGUCUAACAAAUAAUAACUAUUGAUGAAAAAUCAUUGAGUUUUGAAAUUACAAUUAAUUUGAAACAAGUGCGAGAUCGUAAACAUUAACCUGUCGAAUCUAUCUCUAUUUAAAGUCACAUAGAAAGAAGUAAAAUAGCAACUUAAUGUCAGUCCCUAGUCUAAAUUUUUCUGUUAAAAGUUGGCUACUAAAAAUAAAAUACAAUUGCUGCGAGAUACAACUUUAUUAGCUACAAUUAAAAACGUGCUUUAGUACGAAUAGCAAAAAAAAAGUGGCAGUUAUUCGAUGCUACAUUUUAAUAACUAGGAAAUUGAGCUUCGGCAGCAACGAUAUCAGCUAUCCUUUUUUUUUUUAAGGACACAGCUUAGCUGUCACAUUUUAACUAUACUUCAGCUUCGUUGGCUAACCCUUUCUCUGUGUGCACGAAAAGGAUUGGGAGUGGCGCGAAAAGCAGGCGCGCAAAAUUCUUUUAGACUUUAUCAUGCGUUAAUAAAAUGCACGAAAUUGCACGGUCACAUGCUUUUACGUGAGAUAGUUGCACAUUUUACGAUCUCGUUGCCGGUCCAGCAUCCCCCUAUGUUUGUACAAUGGACAUCGCAAUCCCAAGACCGUGAACCGAACGACGCCCUUAACUGGAAAUUGCACCUGCUAUUUGCCCUACAUGCAACGCGCGCACGACGUGCGUUUUUGUCGGCAUGGUAAUGCUGCAAGACGCUGCAAAAUUCGGCCGCGACGCGUCUAAUAAGUAGCGUGCAAUAAGAGAAUGAUAUACGGCCGCAUUACAAAUGUCUCGCGUCGACCGCCCGGCUUGCAGCAGAAUGAUACAGGAUGCGGUAUCGCGGCGCACUAAUUGCAGGCUUUGCGCGCUGCAUGUAUGCAAUGUAUUGGGAAUGCAGUCCUGAGUGCUUCGUUAAUGACAUACGUGUUUUGACCGACUUUUUCAUCGUCAUUUGUAGGUAAAACGAUAAAUAAUAAAUGACGGAGCUGCACUGUUAUUUCAAUCGAACGGCACAAAUUGGAGAUUGCGAAGUUAUCAAUCGUAUUUACAUAUCGUAUAAACUAACGAGUAUACGCUAACCGUUGAUAUACACGCUUUUAGCGCUUAUGUCAUUUACCGUUAUUAUACACGGUCACUAAUCGUUUUACAUUAUCGGUGCUAAAGCGAAAAUAUUAUGUGCAUAUUGAAUGCCUUGUUGUACGGUAACACGUGUUAAUAUAGCAAAUAAAUUAUGCGCCGGAACACACUGUGCUUCGAUAAAAGAAAAUUUACUGUCACUUUUAUUGACAGAUAUGAACGAGGACUUUAAUUGAUGACACUUCGGGUUAUCUUUAUUUAAAAAAAAAAAACUUCUUGACGCGUUCAGAAUAUAACUUCUUCUAUCGCUUUUGACUCGCUUACUUGCUUUCUUAAUCCUAGUUAAUCACGAGCAUUACUCAUUUCUAAACGACGUCUUCGUUCGUAAGAAAGAUGCAAAUGAAGAUCGAUCGGCUAUUUGCAUCUUAAUAUUAUUAUACUUGUAAUUUCUGAAUUUGCAAGGAAAAAAAGAAUUAGCUUAGUAAAACCAAGAUGUAAGGAAUACAAUAUCACAAAAGGCAAUCAAUUCAUUUAAUUCUUAAUUUUUAACAAAAAUUUUUCAAAAGCAACAAUUAUUGCAUUUAAACGACAGUACACUAGGAAAAAUAAAUUAGUGUCUUCAACCAAACCAUUUAGUUAAGACAUUUUUUAACAGCAACCAAAUAUCUUGUUUUCUAUAACAAAAUAUUUAUUUACUUCUGCUAAAUAUACUUUUCUGAUUUGUUCUGUGGACCAAAUGAUUUUGUUCUUAGACCUCGCAUACAACAAUUAAGCAUUUUAGUUAUUUUACCCACAGAAACUACAUAAUAAUUAAAUCUUCUGUUACAUAAGCUAAAAUAAUGCUCAAUGAGUACAAUAUCGUCUUUCUAUGCAUUAAAAUUUAGAUUUUAUACACUAUUUUAUAUAUUAACAAAAUAUUAUAGUAGCUUUAACAAAACUGCCUUGUUCUUCUAACCAAACGAUUUGGUAUAUUUUAUACACAAGAGCGCCGUUAUUCACGAAUAGAUGGCGCAGGUACGUGCUGUUGGAAACAAAUGGUAUCAGAUAAUAGCGUGGUUAGCCCGCGUUUCUGCAUGCCAUUUUAUUUUUUUUUCUGGCUCUACGUGUCUACUGUUGUGAGACGUUAUAUUUAUAACUCAUGUAAUACAAUUACGUGCAGUGAGAUCGUUUCGUGUUUAGUGAAAACAUCUUCGUAAGUAUGAAUUUCAUAGAUAAUUUCUGGAUGCAUGUGAUAUUUGAGGCUAUCACUGUAUGAAGAAAUAUUUCAGCUUUUCCUCCUCUAUAUUUCGUAAUUACCUACCGACAAUUAACUGCCAGUGUUGUUAAUGUGUAGUUUUUAUACAAUAAAAAAACCUAUGCAACGACGUUUACUGAUAGUUGACAGUGGUUACGGAAUACCGGGCCCCAGGAAAUUGUCGAAACUUAUCGGUACACUGAAAAAAAUGCAAUAUAUCCAAUAAGAUAUGUUGUUGCGGGCUGCCAAAUACAGAUAUACUCAAUAGAGUAAUAUAUGCUAUUGCAAUAUCAACAGUGUACUUGCAUUAACAGUAAAUAUUAUUGUAUCGUAUUUUAUGUAGUUGGCAGCCCGCAAUUACAUAUGUUAUUGGCUGUAUUACUUUUUUUUUCUAUGUAUAUCCAAAAGAGUUUAUACCGUGUCCUUCGUGAAAUUUUUUCUGAUUGCAUUUUAAUUUAUUUUAUUGUGAAACUAUUUCAGGCUGUUCUUCUGCGAAACAAACCUUGAAGGUAAACUGAACUUGUGUGUCUUUCUCUGUAUUAUUCUGAUUUUCUCAAGUAUAGCAACGUAGUAUAAAAUGAGCGACGACGACUUCAUUAUUCAAACAUUAAAAGAAUGGGGUCUUGAAAAGUGGACAUCAAAAUUUUUAGACCAAGAAAUAAGCCCUUCAUUAUUGUUGAGUGUUUCGGAACAAACAUUAAUUGAAUUAAUACCAACCAUUGGUGCAAGAUGUAUUUUUAUAGAAAAAAGGAAACAGUUUUUAAAAGAACAGUCAGCAAAGAAUAUUUCUAGAUAUGAAAAUGUUCCGAAUACACAAGGUAUAUCUGCAGACAUAUCCAAAGAAAUAAUAGAACAAGAAAAAGAAGUCGAAUUACCUGAAAUAUUGGAACAAAGUGAAAAUGCAAUACUAAUAGAAAUAGAAGAUACCGUAGCUCAUGAAUCAAAGGAUCUCGAUAUUAAAAAUGUGUAUUCCUUAGAUUAUAAAAAAAUUUUGGAACAAUCUAUAGAUGGAAGAAUUAUUAUUGCUAAUUACAAAAAAGAAGUAAAACUUAAUAAACAAUUACGUUCUAAACUUGUUGACGUAAUUAUAACAAAAUUAAUGUCGUUGUUCUAUAGUAACGAACAAGGGAUAUCUCUAAAAAACGAACAUUUUGAGUUUAUUGCAACUCAAAUUGUAAAAAUAUUUCCUACUGAAAAUAUCAGUGUCUAUUACGUUCCACCUAAAACUGAAGGGCCUCAACAAAAAAUUUCUAAAGGAAAAUUAUUCAAUUAUAAAAGUACAUCAAUAAACUGUUUUAAUUCUAUCUACUAAUUAUAAUAUGCGUUAAUGUAUAUGUAAAAGACACACAUGUAUAUAUGUGUACACACGCAAAUGUGUAAUAAAUUCAUUUAA